Spea bombifrons (plains spadefoot toad) is the source of this 908-nucleotide messenger RNA. RefSeq names its product LYR motif containing 2 (gene LYRM2). The record is from RefSeq and is a predicted model, not a curated record. The transcript is spliced from 3 exons. Lineage: Eukaryota; Metazoa; Chordata; Amphibia; Anura; Pelobatidae. Gene Ontology annotation, cellular component: mitochondrion. The coding region runs from base 35 to 301 and encodes 88 amino acids.
UCUCCGGGCAGUUUCCGGUCUCGCACUCCGUGUCAUGGCGGCCUCCAGGCUGCCCCCCGGCGCCCUCAGCCUCCGGCAGUUUGUGUUGCGCAGGCAGGUGCUCGGGCUGUACAGGGACAUUUUGCGGGCGGCCCGGAAGAUUCCGGAUCCCGGCGACCGUCGCUCCGCGGCUGACUGGGCCCGGCAGGAAUUCAAAAGGAAUAAAGGAGAGACGGAGCAGGUGGCCGUCCGCCUGCUGAUCUCUCAGGGCCAGACGCAGCUGCAGCAGUUGGAGAAAGCCCUUCAUUUGGCCGGGUGUUAGGCGUGUGGCCCCCGUCAGGCCCCGUCCGGACGUCAGGCUGCUAACGGAGGCUGAGCGGAGUUUUCUCGCUCUGGAGGGAGUUUCCCCGUCACCCCAUCCUCGAGGACUCUGCUCUCUCUGCCAUCGGGGGAUGGGGGGGCCGGGGCUGUCUCUGAUAAAGGGACCGACGUGACGUAUAAAGUUAUUUCUCUUAUCGCUGUCUCUCAUUGGUCGUUUGGUGAGAAACCAGAAGCUGCCGGCAGAUCGGCCCCCGGCGGCCCGUCUGGUCAGUAAAGAGACUGAUGUUGACGUUUUGUAUAAUCUGCGUUGAUGAUGUCAUACACGAUUGACCCCUUCAGUACUCUAUAGGCGUACAGGUUUAGGGACAGCCUGGACUCCCCCUCCCCCACCGACGCGAUCGGCUCUGCUGACCCGACCGUCAUUUUUACGAUUUUUACGUUUCACGAUGAGGACGGUUUCUCUAUUUUAAAUGAUUUAGCCAGAUAUAGAGGUCGUGCAUCUUAUGGAUUCCGGUGAUGUCACAAUGACAUCACUCGGCUCACUGCGUUGUUUAUUUUGUUCUUAUUUUUAUGUAUUUUUGGGGGAAUAAAAACUUUUUUUGCUUUUA